GAGUAGCUGCUGUGUGAUUCAGGUGGGGGAGGGAUGAGGAAGGUUUAUAAAUAUCUCACACAGCCUCAUUUUAUUAUUUUUUUUUUUAACUUUACAUAUAAUAAUUGAAGGGGCGGCCAUCUUGGUUCCCUGUCAACUUUCCUAUUUGAUCUGAAUAAAAAUAAAUCCCUGAUUCUUCUUACUACAGAUUUUUUUCCCUCACCCCUCUCAAGACUUUUUUUUUCUUCCUGAAUUUUUUUUAACCCCUUCUAACUUUCUUAAAAGGAGGAGGGGGGGAAGUAAGACGAGGGGGGGGUGUUGAGAUUUAGGAUUUUUUUUUAAUGUUUUUUUUGUGCUGGAUCACAAACAAAACAGGAGGUUUUUUUGGACAAAGAAAGAAAAAGAAAAUCAGAUUUUUUUUCUUCACCCCCCCUCUUUUGUGUUGAUGUUUUUAACCCCCCCCCCCCCUCCUAAUUUUUUUUUAUGAUUUGUGAGGAAUUUUCUGAGGAGAAUUGUCGCCAAUACCGUCGGAUAAAGUCAUCUUUUGGGUGAUUUUCGGAUUUUUUCGCAGUUUUUCCUGUCAGGAAACUUUACCGUGAGGAAACCGAGCCUGAGAAGCGGCCGGGGCCGAUGUCCUCCUCCCCGCUGAGGGACGUAGAAGAAGAAGGCGAGGAGGAAGAAGAGGAGAUGGCCGUGUCCGAAGAAGGGGACGGCGAGAAGGAGGAGGAAGAGGAUGAUGAUGAUGAAGAAGAAGAGGACGGAGAGGAGGAGGAAAGAGAAGACGACGACAACGAGCCUGAGGCGACACCGACUCGCCAUAGCCCCAGCCUUCUUUUCCCGCCAACGUCCUCCAGGGAGCCGGGGAGCGUUGAAACCGACGACGCGCCAACCGUCGCCACCGCCGCAGAAGAUGAAGAAUUGUCUCCGGUCCCUUCUCCUGAGAUCGUCAUCAAGAAAAAGAGGGGACCCAAGAAGAAAGACAGAGACAAGGAGAGAGCGCCAAGAGCUGUAAAAGAGCGGAAACGCAAAAAGCCGGAAAGUGAUGACGACCUUAAUUGGGACGAGGGGAUCGGAGAUCAUGUCUCUCAGGAUAGCGACGCUGAGACUGGAGGAAAGAAAAGACGAAAGAAACAUAAAGAAAAGAAGGAGAAGAAAACGAAAAAGUGGAAGAAAGCUGAGGUGGUGGAAGAGCGCAAGGUGGAGCAGAAGUCCUCCGCAGUGCUGCUGGCCAGCUGGGGGUUGGAGGACGUCGAUCAUGUUUUUACGGAUGACGAUUAUCAUACACUAACAAACUACAAAGCCUUCAGCCAGUUCAUGAGGCCUCUCAUUGCCAAGAAGAACCCCAAAAUUCCCAUGUCCAAGAUGAUGACCAUUCUGGGUGCCAAGUGGCGGGAAUUCAGUGCCAACAACCCUUUCAAGUCGUCACCUGCGGCAGUGGCAGCGGCGGCGGCAGCAGCUGCGGCAGCAGUGGCCGAACAAGUCACCCUCCCUGCUUCUGCCAGCGUUCCCCAGGCAAUUCCAAUGCGUAGAGCCAAGACCAAGGAGGGCAAGGGUCCGGGCCACAAGAAGCCGACCAAGAGCACCCGGAUGCUGGAGCCCAAGAAGAAGCCUGGCAAAAAGAAGAUGACCCUUCUGAAGAUUAAACUGGGUGGAGUGAAACGCAAGGCUGGCAGUUCGAGCGAGGAGAUGGAGCACCCAGAAGUGUCCGACAUGGAGAACUCCAGCGUCCACAGCUCUUCUGCCCCUUCAGACGGUUCAGGAAGAGUAAAGAGAAAGAGAGGAAGACCAGCUGGAAAAAAGAAGAAGAAAGGUAAAGCUUGGAAAGUUGUCAUGGAGGAAGGCAUCUCUGCGGGUGAGGGCUAUGAAACAGACCACCAGGACUACUGUGAGGUCUGCCAGCAGGGAGGCGAGAUCAUCUUGUGUGACACAUGUCCGAGGGCGUAUCACCUGGUGUGCCUUGAACCAGAAUUAGAGCGAGCCCCUCAGGGCAAGUGGAGCUGCCCACAUUGUGAGAAGGAGGGAGUCCAAUGGGAAGCCAAGGAAUUAGAGGAGGAAGAGCUGGAGGAACAUCGGCGAGUUAGGCGGGAAGAAGAAGACGACCACAUGGAGUUCUGUCGGGUGUGUAAGGAUGGAGGAGAGCUGCUGUGCUGUGACGCUUGUGUAUCCUCUUACCACAUCCACUGCCUCAACCCUCCAUUACCUGACAUUCCACAUGGGGAAUGGCUAUGCCCACGAUGCACGUGCCCAAAUCUGAAAGGUCGAGUGCAGAAAAUUCUGCACUGGCGUUGGGGGGUUCCUCCAGAAGGAGUUCCGCUUCCUCAGAUCCCCAAUGCCGAUCCAGAUCAGGAGCCUCCCAAAAGCCUGCAGGGGAGGUCGGAGAGAGAAUUCUUUGUCAAAUGGGCCGGGAUGGCCUAUUGGCAUUGCAGCUGGAUCACGGAGCUCCAGAUGGAGAUAUUCCACACCGUCAUGUACCGUAACUUUCAGCGGAAGAACGAUAUGGAUGAGCCACCGCCUUUUGAUUAUGGCUCAGGAGAAGACGAGGGAAAGAGCGAGAAGAGCAAAGAUGCUGAGUACUCCCACAUGGAGGAGAGGUUCUACAGAUACGGGAUCAAACCUGAGUGGAUGUCUAUACACAGGAUUAUCAACCACAGUGUGGAUAGGAAGGGAACGUACCGUUACCUGGUGAAGUGGAGAGACCUUUCUUACGAUCAGUCGACGUGGGAAGAGGACAGCAUGAAGUUACCAGAUUACGAUUACCACAAGCAGAUGUAUUGGAGACACAGAGAGCUGAUCAUGGGGGAGAGUAACUCCUGUCCCACGAAAUUCAAGAGGAACCACAAAGAAUCAUAUGUGGAAGACAUGCCUAGAUCCCCCACCAAUGACCCCACAGUGAAAUAUGAAAACCAGCCGCCAUUCGUCUCCUCCACGGGGGGCACGCUUCACAUGUACCAGCUGGAGGGAUUAAACUGGUUGCGGUUUUCCUGGGCGCAGGGCACAGACACCAUUUUGGCAGAUGAGAUGGGCCUCGGAAAAACAAUUCAGACUAUAGUGUUUUUGUAUUCUCUCUAUAAAGAGGGACACACCAGGGGCCCUUUCCUUGUGAGCGCCCCACUGUCCACAAUCAUUAACUGGGAGCGCGAGUUCCAGAUGUGGGCUCCAGGCUUUUACGUUGUGACUUAUACAGGGGACAAGGACAGCCGGGCAGUUAUCCGAGAAAACGAGUUCUCCUACCAGGACAACGUCAUGAAGGGAGGGAAGAAAGCCUUCAAGAUGAAGGCUCAGGCUCAAGUGAAGUUUCACGUUCUUCUAACCUCGUACGAGCUGAUCACUAUUGAUCAGGCUGCUCUAGGAUCUAUUCGUUGGGCCUGUCUGGUGGUGGAUGAGGCUCAUCGUCUGAAGAACAACCAAUCAAAGUUUUUCCGGGUGCUCAAUGGAUACCAGAUAGAUUACAAGCUGCUCCUCACAGGAACCCCUCUACAGAAUAACCUGGAGGAACUGUUCCAUCUGCUCAACUUCCUCACUCCAGAGCGAUUCAAUAAUCUAGAAGGGUUCUUAGAAGAAUUUGCAGAUAUUUCCAAAGAAGAUCAGAUCAAGAAGUUGCACGACCUGCUGGGUCCCCACAUGCUGCGACGACUGAAAGCCGAUGUGUUUAAGAAUAUGCCGGCCAAGACUGAGCUCAUAGUCAGAGUGGAGCUCAGCCCUAUGCAGAAGAAAUAUUACAAGUUUAUCCUUACUCGUAACUUCGAGGCUCUCAACUCUCGAGGAGGAGGAAACCAAGUAUCUUUACUGAACAUAAUGAUGGACCUGAAGAAAUGCUGCAACCAUCCCUAUCUCUUCCCUGUGGCUGCAAUGGAGUCUCCCAAACUUCCAACUGGUGCCUACGAGGGAGGAGCUCUCAUUAAAUCCUCUGGAAAACUGCUCCUCUUACAGAAGAUGCUCCGCAAGCUGCAUGAACAAGGACACCGAGUGCUCAUAUUCUCCCAGAUGACCAAGAUGCUGGACCUCUUAGAAGACUUCCUGGACUACGAGGGGUAUAAAUACGAGCGAAUAGACGGAGGGAUCACCGGCGCGUUAAGACAAGAAGCUAUUGAUAGAUUUAAUGCUCCUGGAGCUCAGCAGUUCUGCUUCUUACUUUCUACUCGUGCCGGGGGCCUCGGGAUCAACCUGGCUACUGCAGACACUGUCAUCAUCUACGACUCCGACUGGAACCCCCACAAUGACAUUCAGGCCUUCAGCAGGGCUCACCGCAUCGGCCAGGCCAACAAAGUGAUGAUCUAUAGAUUUGUGACGCGGGCGUCUGUCGAGGAACGUAUAACACAAGUGGCCAAAAGGAAGAUGAUGUUGACUCAUCUUGUGGUCAGACCAGGGCUUGGCUCCAAGGCUGGUUCCAUGUCCAAGCAGGAGCUCGAUGACAUCCUGAAGUUUGGGACAGAAGAGCUAUUUAAGGAUGAAAUAGAAGGGGAUAACAAAGGAGAGGAGGACAGCAGCGUCAUUCACUAUGACCACGGGGCCAUCGCACGGCUUCUGGAUCGUAACCAGGAUGAGACCGAGGACACGGAGGUCCAGAACAUGAAUGAGUAUCUCAGCUCCUUCAAAGUGGCUCAGUACGUGGUGCGGGAGGAGGAGAAGUUGGAGGAAUUGGAACGGGAAGUGAUUAAACAGGAAGAAAAUGUGGAUCCUGAUUACUGGGAGAAGCUACUCCGCCAUCACUACGAGCAACAGCAGGAGGACCUGGCACGUAACCUGGGCAAGGGCAAGAGGGUGAGGAAGCAGGUGAACUACAAUGACGCUGCACAGGAGGAUCAGGAUAACCAGUCUGAGUAUUCCGUGGGCUCAGAAGAAGAGGAUGAAGACUUUGACGAGAGAGCAGAAGGCCGCAGGCAGUCUCGUAGACAGCUGCGCAACGAGAAGGACAAGCCGCUGCCACCUCUGCUGGCACGGGUUGGAGGAAAUAUAGAGGUUCUGGGGUUCAACACGCGGCAGCGUAAGGCCUUCCUGAAUGCAGUAAUGCGCUGGGGGAUGCCGCCUCAGGACGCCUUCAGCACACACUGGCUAGUGAGAGACCUGCGGGGCAAAUCAGAGAAGGAGUUUAAAGCCUAUGUUUCCCUGUUCAUGAGACAUCUGUGUGAACCCGGCGCGGACGGCUCCGAGACCUUUGCAGAUGGCGUCCCUCGAGAAGGGCUGUCCCGCCAGCAGGUGUUGACCCGUAUCGGUGUCAUGUCCCUGGUGAAGAAGAAGGUGCAGGAGUUUGAACACAUUAAUGGACGCUGGAGCAUGCCCGAGCUGAUGCCCGACCCCAGCCUAGACUCCAAGCUGUCAUCGCGGGCCUCCUCACCCACUAUAAAGACCAGCACUACCACUCCAGAGCCCAGCCUCACCAACACCCCUUGCACAUCUAAACCAGCCACUCCGGCCCCCAGUGAGCGAGCAGAAAAUGGGGGAACCCCGGUGGAUAAUGUGGAUCCUGAAAACAAAGACCAGAAAGAGAAGGAUGUGAAGGCGGCGGAGAAGAGAGAGAUAGAAGGCGAUCAGACAGCGAAUGUGCCGCCUCCGACCCCUCAGGAUACAGUGAGUCCAUCUUCCAGCAUUGCUCCAGAGAAAAGUGAAGAGAGACAGGUACCAGAAACCUCAGAUCAGUCACAAGGGAGACAGGAUCCGGGACCUCAAACCCCAGUCGUGGAAGACCGGAACGCUCCUCCGCCUGAGAAACCUCUAGAGAGCACUGCUGAGAAGAAUCUAACAGCAGACAGACCGGACACGGUACAGGGAGAGAUGCCAAGGGGACCAGAGGACCUCAAGUUUGAGAGAGAGACCCUGAAAGAGCUGAAGACCAACAAUCACCGCGAAGAGACGAGGAACAAUGGGAGGAAGGAGGAGGGCCGGCCAGAGAGGCCUCGCUUCAUGUUUAAUAUUGCAGAUGGCGGCUUUACAGAACUUCACACGUUGUGGCAGAACGAGGAGCGAGCGGCCAUCUGCUCAGGCAGGCUGAAUGAAAUCUGGCAUCGCCGCCAUGAUUACUGGUUACUGGCAGGAGUUGUGAUACACGGUUAUGCGCGGUGGCAGGAUCUGCAGAAUGAUCCACCCUACGCCAUUAUAAACGAGCCCUUCAAAUCCGAAACCAACAAAGGAAACUUCCUGGAGAUGAAAAACAAGUUCCUGGCCAGACGGUUUAAGCUACUGGAACAGGCGCUAGUGAUCGAGGAGCAGCUGAGACGCGCUGCCUACCUGAACAUGACCCAGGACCCGUCCCAUCCGGCCAUGGCCCUAAACGCCCGCUUUUCAGAAGUUGAAUGUCUGGCAGAGAGUCACCAACACCUGUCCAAGGAAUCUCUGGCGGGAAACAAGCCGGCCAAUGCUGUCCUCCAUAAAGUGUUGAACCAGCUGGAGGAGCUGUUGAGCGAUAUGAAGGCGGAUGUAACGCGCCUGCCCGCCUCCCUCGCACGCAUCCCACCCAUCGCAGCCAGACUGCAGAUGUCCGAGCGCAGUAUCCUGAGCCGACUUGCAAGCAAAGGGAGCGAGAGCACAGCUCCUCCGGUUUUCCCCCCUGGUCCUUACACCACGCCUCCUCUCUUCGGGGGGCACUUUCCAAGCAACCCACCCCCAGCACCACAUACUGGGACAAAUUAUAAUCAAAUGCCCCUGGGGUCGUUCUUGUCAGUUUCUAAUGGUCCUCCCAUUCUAGUAAAAAAAGAGAGGGAGAUGGAUCUUAUGGAAAGGAAAGAUGGCCGAUCUGGUGAGGUGAUUUGCAUCGAUGACUGACCGCUUUCCCCCCGCCCCCCCUGCCCCCCGCCUGGUGUUCGCUAUUGAAUGGGAAAGCCUUGUGCAACUCCGAGGGGCAGCGGUGACAGAUGUGACCAGGAGUGACGUCUCCGCUCUGAAGCAGUCUCGUCACGCCCCUGCAGGGUCUGUUACCCAUAUUGGCCUGGAAUAGAAUGACGCCUACAAUGAAUCCUUCCCCCAUCCCUGCAGGGGGUGGCAAGGACGAUGGGUCUCUUUCUUCAAUGAGCGCCAGUCAUGUGAACAAGGUGAAAUGGGAUGUGCGUCCCCACUGCCCACCCCACCAAGGGUGACACAGGCAGCAGUGAGCUUGCCCCUCCCCCCCCCCCCCCCUUCUGCUCUUCUUCAGGUGACCCAAGCAAACAAAAUAAGCGGCGGUCUCCCAUAGCACUUCAAGUCUUUUGUCAGUCUCUCUGUCCCUGUGUCCUCUUGCCAAUCGCCCUCUGGUGUCCUCUAUUCUCGCUAAUGAUGUAUACCAUGUAUAUAUAUAUAUAUACAUAUACAAACAUACACACCAUUGCUUUCAGUAUACCUCUGCCUGGCCUUGCAACGCCACACGUGGUUGUUUUUAUUUCAUGCUCCGCUUUUGUCUCCUGAUGUACAUAUAAAUUAUACUUUUUAUUUCA
Messenger RNA from Hyla sarda, 7382 nucleotides. RefSeq names its product chromodomain helicase DNA binding protein 3 (gene CHD3). Lineage: Eukaryota; Metazoa; Chordata; Amphibia; Anura; Hylidae. The transcript is spliced from 40 exons. The coding region runs from base 610 to 6738 and encodes 2042 amino acids. The record is from RefSeq and is a predicted model, not a curated record. Gene Ontology annotation, molecular function: chromatin binding; ATP-dependent chromatin remodeler activity; ATP hydrolysis activity. Gene Ontology annotation, cellular component: chromatin; NuRD complex; nucleus. Gene Ontology annotation, biological process: chromatin remodeling; negative regulation of transcription by RNA polymerase II.